Molecule: messenger RNA, 756 nt
Organism: Prunus armeniaca (apricot)
Lineage: Eukaryota; Viridiplantae; Streptophyta; Magnoliopsida; Rosales; Rosaceae
Source: the annotation of a GenBank genome assembly
AUGUUCAGCCCUUUCAGCUGUGCCACUUUCCACCACCAAGAAGUUGAUGAAGAUGAUGACCAGCCCAUGAUUUCACCACCAAGAAAUUCUUCAAGAUCAAGAAGCACUGGCUUUCACAGAAGACAUAGCAGGGACACCAAGAACCCGUAUUCGAGCCGGGGCCUUGACAAGUUCUCUGCACUUCUAGCUGAUCUUGAGGAGAAAAGACAGAAGAUUUACGCUCAACCGGACUCAAAAGACAUAAGCUUCGUCCGCUUUGUGUACAAGGACUCGACUGAUACAAGUCUUCCAGUUCCAGUCGUGGUUAAGCUCAAAGACAAAACCAAGACUUUAACUGAUCACGAAGAAAAGCAUGCAACCCCUAAUAUUGAUCCUUCGUCCUUAGCCGUGAAAGAGGUCAAGCCGCCACCAAAAUUGGAACCUGAAAAACAGAGUGAGCAGAGGACAUUGUGGCGUUGGAACAUGAAAUCGGACAAGUGGAGAAGGCCGGCUUAUUAUCUGCCACUGGUUAUAAUCUUCAUUUUGGUUUUGUUGGCUUUGUUUGGGCGGUCAUUUGCAAUAUUAUGCACGUCUGUUUGUUGGUACGCAAUUCCAAUGCUGGAAGAGAGCUCAAAUAAUGCAACAACGGGAGCAAAGAAGAAAGACUAUGUUAGAAGAUUGAGUGACAAAAACAUGGCAGUUAGUCAGGAACUCAUGUCUUCACCGAAAAGUAACCACAGAUUCUUGGGCAAACAUGUUCACCAGAGAAGUUUGUGA